CCAUAAAAAAGGCAACUGAAUGAACAAGAGUAUCGAACUCAGCUCCACAAAAUCCAUGUAUUUGCUAUCCAUGGCCACGCUCUGUUUUCCAUCCCUCAAUCUUCUAUCCCCUUCCUUUUCUUCUUCUUCUUCUUCUUCUUCUUCUUCGACUAACCAUUUCCUUCCUCAGGUAACCCUAACAAAGCACGAAAUUCCUAAACUGUCCCGUACCAUCAAUUCUAAACGUAGGAAGCUUUUGUACCAACCCGCAAGGCUCUUCCUCCACCCUGUUUUGUUGUUCACCGACUUCGAUAGGCCUUUAGACACCCAAACUUUCCUUUCCACCAUCAGUGUUUUGGCUGCCAUUGCUCUCUCCCUCUUUCUUGGCCUCAAGGGUGAUCCUGUCCCAUGUGAUCGCUGUGCUGGAAAUGGAGGUACAAAAUGUGUCUUUUGUACAGAUGGUAAGAUGAAGCAAGAAACAGGCUUGAUCGAUUGUAGGGUGUGUAAAGGUGCAGGAUUGAUACUUUGCAAGAAAUGUGGAGGUUCUGGAUAUUCAAGACGUAUAUGAGCUUCUGGUUCUGAUUUCAGUGUUCAGCAUAUAUUUUUGCAUCUGUAAGGGCUAAUUUACCAAUUACCACUGCCUUAUAAUUCAUUCAUCCAAUCACUUUUUUCUGUUCUCUUUUUG
Hibiscus syriacus is the source of this 664-nucleotide messenger RNA. RefSeq names its product protein SPA, chloroplastic-like. The record is from RefSeq and is a predicted model, not a curated record. The coding region runs from base 20 to 547 and encodes 175 amino acids. The transcript is spliced from 4 exons. NCBI's taxonomy places the organism in Eukaryota, Viridiplantae, Streptophyta, Magnoliopsida, Malvales, Malvaceae.